Messenger RNA from Aureobasidium subglaciale EXF-2481, 1098 nucleotides. RefSeq lists its product as uncharacterized. Bases 1 to 1098 code for a protein of 365 amino acids. Gene Ontology annotation, cellular component: small-subunit processome; nucleolus. The record is from RefSeq and is a predicted model, not a curated record. Gene Ontology annotation, biological process: maturation of SSU-rRNA from tricistronic rRNA transcript (SSU-rRNA, 5.8S rRNA, LSU-rRNA). The transcript has a single exon. Lineage: Eukaryota; Fungi; Ascomycota; Dothideomycetes; Dothideales; Saccotheciaceae.
AUGGAUACAAGCCUAGUUUCAAUAUUGCCUGGUCUCACCAGCUCUCUGGAAUCAGCCAUUCCCGCGCUGCCCACAACCGAUUCGAUUCUCCCUCCGGCAAACGGCAUCACCCUUCUGGACGCAAAGAACGAGCUGUUCCUCUCAUAUCUGCAAACUCUGGCUCUGCGCAACCUGGCCGUCAUUCGUAGCGCCAAAGAUGGAAAGAAUGUCGCUGCCGACUUUGACAACCAACUCGUGAGAGAUCUGGUCAAGCACCGCGUCUUCCUCGAGAAGGGUGUGCGCCCACUGGAAGACAGACUCAAGUACCAAAUCGACAAGGUCGUCCGCGCCGCCGAAGACGAAGCCCGUGGAGUCGUUCAAAAAGCCGCCGUCGCCAAACAAUCCGCCGCCAAUAGCAAAGCCGACGCUGAAGACGACGAAAACUCCUCGGACGAAGACGCCUCAGAUUCGGCCUCUGAAGCGGACUCUGACGAUGGUCUCGCCUUCCGUCCCAAUCCCAGCGCCCUUACCCGCCCUUCGGAAGCAAACGACACCGCAGCAUCCUCCAGACACCAAGACGCCUCCACCGACGGCAUCUACAGACCCCCUCGCAUAAACGCAACGACCAUGCCCGCACCGCCUUCGCCUCGCCGCGAAAAGGGCGACCGCAAAGCCAUGCGCAGCAACACAAUCGACGAAUUCGUCGCCGACGAACUCAGCGGUGCCCCUACAGCCCAACCCUCCAUCGGAAGCACCAUCACUGCAGGCGGCCGCCGUGACAAGUCUGCCCGUGAACGCAAAGCAGAAGCCGAACGUACCGCAUACGAAGAAAGUAAUCUGGUGCGUCUACCUGCAUUGGGCAAAAAGGAAAAGGCAAAGCAAAACGGAAACAAGCGUGGUGGCUUUGGUGGUGAAGAGUGGGAUUUGUUGGGUCAGGGUAUUGGACGAAUUGAUAGGUUGACCAAGAAGGGUGAGAGGACUGGUGCCGGUGGCGUGGGUGGUGCGUUGGAGAGGAGUAGAAAGAGAAAGAAUGAUGAUGAUGGCGGUAGAGGUGGUGCUGGCGGUGAUAUCGGUAGAGAGUUUGAGCGCAGGAAGAAGAGAGCUAUGCGUAGAAACUAG